This is a messenger RNA of Aplysia californica (California sea hare), 3050 nucleotides long. Its product is annotated as zinc finger CCHC domain-containing protein 8. Gene Ontology annotation, molecular function: RNA binding; zinc ion binding. The record is from RefSeq and is a predicted model, not a curated record. Gene Ontology annotation, cellular component: catalytic step 2 spliceosome. NCBI's taxonomy places the organism in Eukaryota, Metazoa, Mollusca, Gastropoda, Aplysiida, Aplysiidae.
AAAUGUUACUCUUUACUCCCAACUGGCAAUGGACCGGCAGCCAGCCAGCCUCUUCAUUCAAAAUGGCUGACUUCUUCGGAGACGCGAGCCUGUUCGCCGAGUUUGAGAAGGACCGUGAAGCUGACGCAAGUUUCAUUCACUACGAUGAAACUACAUCGCAAUCUAGAAUUGUUUUUGAAGGUCUGGCUUCUGAAGAGGAAGAUGAAUCCGACAGUGAGUGGAUGCAGGAAAACACCGAUGCCAAAGCUGGAUCGGACGUUGAAAUGAAAAGCGAAACCAAGGAAGAUGUUGCAGAAGAGGAUUCGAAAUCAAAUGUUAAUCUUGAUAAAAACAAUGAGGAGUCUUCCUCAAAAGUGAAAGAGCCUGCAACAGAUAAGAGUAAAAAUGGUACUGCAAAUAAAUCAUCAUCUUCGAAAGAACCUGUGAAAAUGCUUGAUGAUGAUGACACAGCCUGGCUUUAUGAACAUUUGUAUAGUGAGGGAACUGAUUCGCAAGACACAAAACCAAAUGUUCAACAGUUAAUUUAUGAUCGAAACAAAUACCACAGAUACAGCAAAAUCCUGGAUUCUACAAGAUAUGUUCCUGACGAUGAGAGUCCUGCUGUCCAGCUGCUGUUCAACAACAAUGCAUUUGCCCGAAAGUACCGCCAGCAGAUUGAGCAGUUUAUUAAAGGCUUGUUGUGGACAGAAUUUCACACGAACAACCCGGAAACAGUGUCAGAAAUCACCUCAAGGCCUGGCGACCCAAGCUGCGUGGAUAUCAAUGAGAAGCUGACACCAGAUCUGCGGACAGAGAAGAUGAGACAGAAGCACACUAUUCUUGGAAAUGGCCAGUUCCACAAACAGUUCCUGAUCGACUUCUUGGGUUGGCCGUUCACCGUGAAGGAGCCUCCUCGGUGUAAUGUGAACUGGGAGAUACCUGUCUAUGGCCAAGUUUUUGAUGAAGUGUAUGCAGAUCCUUCAAGCAAACAGAAGAAACAGGAUAAAAAGAAGACGAAACCUUCGUGUUGGAACUGUGGUCAGGAGAACCACUCUGUGGCAGAAUGUAGAAUGCCCAGGAACCCGGCAAGGAUCGCUGCCAACAGGAAAGAGUUUAUGGAGAAGCAGCAGGAGAAACGCUCAGAGCCAAAGUUUACAGGGGCUGCUCGCUAUCACCUUGACCCUGAACUUGCUUCAAAGUUUGGCAAAUUCCGACCUGGCGUCAUCAGUGACAGCCUGAGAGAAGCCUUGGGCCUCAACUCUGACCAAAUGCCACAGCACAUCUACAAAAUGCGGCUCUUUGGUUAUCCCCCUGGUUGGUUAGCUGUGGCUAAACAGGUGGAAUCUGGAGUCUCAAUAUUCGACAAAAAUGGCCAAGCGACCCGCAUCACGGGGCAGUACCUGGAGGACGGAGAGCUCGACGAUGAAGGAGCAGCCGAGGAUAAGAAUGAGUAUGAUGUUAACAAGAUCAUAGAAUAUCCUGGGUUCACAGUUCCUGUACCUUUAGGCAUUGUUGAUGCUGCUUCGGCAAGGAAACGAAAACGGAGCAAGCCAGAGGAGGGGCAAACGGAUGAGGCCGGAGGGAAAAAGUCCAAAUCUGAACAGGAAGAAGGAGAAGUUGACAAUGAGAAUUCUGAGGAAAAAGAAGAAGGAGACACUCAGCCGCUCUCUCCAGAUGCGACACCCGAGAGCACCAAGACUGCCCUGAACAAGUCAUCAUCCACCAUCUCACUGAGCCGAGCCUUUGGAACUCCGAUUCUGGUACGAGAGAAGAGCAGUCUCCCUGAUGCAACCAAAUUUGGAGUUGGAAUCGAGGACCAUAUAAACUUUGAGAACCUUCCGGAUUCCACCGGCACGUUUGAGAAGAUGAGGAAUCUGAUUAGCAUCAUUCGAGACAAGAUCAAGAAAUAGAUAAAUCUGCAAAAUGGAUGAAGUGGCUGUGUUCUGUAGUGUUCAUAUCUUCCAUUCCCCUGCUGCGUCGUCUCUUCUCUCUCUAGGAAUGCAUCCAGAGAUGUUGCCAUCAGGUGUAUGUUGUUAGGUUUGUUUUAUCAAUUGUGAAGCGCGCUGACAAAAUGAGUACUCAUAUGAUUCAAGCCCUAUGGAAAUAGAUACGUCACGCUUAUAGGAGAAGUUUUUACAAUCUAUAAGUAGGAAAUUAUGAUAGGCAUGUUAUACUUUAAGAAUAUUGCAUCAAUAGAAAAUCUACAAAUUUGACCUCAGUGUCGAUUUUUGGCCAAUGUCUCCAUUUGUGGAUCGCGAGAAGCAACUCAUUUUGUCAGCACGCCUCACAUUUGGUCAUUUGUAGGAGUAAAAGCAGAGGUGCCGAAUUUCAGGAUAAAUCUGGAAAUCCGGAUUUCUAACAAAUUUUCCCGAUUUGUGCUGUACUGAAAUCUUGGUGCAAGAUGUAUUAGAAAAGAAUGUUCUGUAAAUUUGGAGUCAUUGCACAUGCGUUUUUUUGAGGUCCGAAAAGCUCAGGCUUUUUUUUUUCAUAGCGUUUUGGCACAUUUGAUUGGAAUGUUUUUCUUCCCUCUGAAAUUGUGUUGGGUUUUUUGUUUGUUUGUGUUUUGUUUGUUUUUUCAAAUGUGAGAUUACUGAUUUGCUGAACUGUACAUGAUUUUGUACUGUUUGUGAACAGGUGUAUUUUUUAUCCAGUAACAAUGAAUAAUGUAAUAAAUGCAAUUGUUCCAACAUCCUGUCAAUGAAAGUGUGUUGUGAGAAUUUUAAGAUUUGCUCAUUGUGAACAGAAUGCUUGAAUCCAGAAACCUCAUCGAUGACCAAGUGUGUGGAACAUGCUACACGUGCUGCAAAUUGCCUCCGUAUGAAAAACUAUUGGUGGGCAACUUGCGUGUAUGUGUGAGAGUCGUCCUUGCCAAAUUUGAUCACGUAUUUUAUUCUUUUAGAAGGGGGGGUUCGUUCUUUUUGUUUUACUGGUCUCAGAAAAGGGUAGGAUGAACUAGUUGUUGUGCACUGGAUUAUUUUAUUGGAAUAAUUUAAGUUGUUUCCCUUUGUCAUGCAAGUUAAUCGUGUAAACAGAGGAAUGGAGUGUGUCGCUAAUUUUGUUUGGAAGCGAAA